UAACGUUAUCGAGUUAAGGUCUAUGACGACUGAUUGAGCAUUUAACAGACAAAAAGGCGAAGAGUUGUUCUCAAAUUUCUCUGAAUUCUGUCAAAUUGUGUUUCCAUUUUGUACCAUUUUCGCAAGAACAACAGGUGCGCGUAAAGUGGUUGAUAAUUAAACUGCAAUUAGCGAGUACCACAAAACGCACCGCUCUCCUUUGGGACUGGUGAGGAUCGGAGCUUAGUUUCUGCGUAUAAGGUCUCAAUUACAGGAUUUAUCGCCGACAUUUUGAUAUUGCGAUAAAUGACAAUGGGUAUAAAAUAAUAGAGGGAUCGCUUCUUCCUCAGUAGUGGAUGAUCUGUGAAAGCUAUCGGAAAAAGACGAAACUCAGGAUUCCAUCCAGGAACGCUAGAUCAAGAUGAAACUCAGCAGUACAAUGUGGUGUGAAGUGGUGUCGAUCGUCAUCGUCAUGCUGACCAUUCUCAGUGCCUCUUUAGCUGCCCCACUAGACACAUUCUAUCCUACAGACGAUUCAGACAUAAUAAAUCCUCAGAAACUAGAACUGCUCAAAGACUUACGUGAAGUGUUAGCAAUCGAAGAGAGAAACAAGGAACAGCAGUACGCAAAGCGUUUUGACAACAGCGAAGAGCAGACAGGUCUUGCGAGAGUUAUGCCCCAGAAACGAUUCCGACCCUUCAGAACGCAAACACGCGGAGGUAGCGGAGUUGCUCUUUGUCUGUGGAAAGUGUGUCCAGCUGCUCCCUGGUUAGUCUCCAAGCGCUGAUGACCGCCGGGUACCAGUAACAAUUAAAGAUACGGAGAAACAACCGUGAUGGAUAUUUUUUUCAAUAUCUUUAUAUGGAUACGAUUGACAUUGCCAACAGUUUGAAAAAUAAGAUACGAAUAUAUUUAUUGUCCAAUCUCAUUGUUCUUAUACAUUUUAAGCCCCGUUGUUGGGGUUAACCUUUCGAAAACAUUCCUGGCUAAAUUGCAUAAAUGAAGUCAUUAAUAGAACGUUACCAUAAUUAUUGAAUAAAUAAAUAACACAACACAUUCUUUCCAACUCGUGUUACAACUUUUUAAACGCAACACAUUUUUGUGAAAUGUGUUUUGUGUAGAAAUGUUUUGUUUUUUCUCUCAGUUAUUUAUGCCUGGAACUGGACGUUUUGGGAUGUAAUAGUGUUACUUUGGUUAAAAAUACAAACUUUUAACAUCACUUCGAUUUGAUAAUGAAUAAAUUGUUAAUCUUUCUUAAAUAGUGAAACUCCUGUAAUUGUGAUAUAAAAAAAAUGGAAAAAGAAAUAAAAGAAGUCCUUGUA
Messenger RNA from Mya arenaria, 1301 nucleotides. RefSeq lists its product as uncharacterized. Bases 401 to 766 code for a protein of 121 amino acids. Lineage: Eukaryota; Metazoa; Mollusca; Bivalvia; Myida; Myidae. The transcript has 4 exons. The record is from RefSeq and is a predicted model, not a curated record.